Somion occarium is the source of this 766-nucleotide messenger RNA. The record is from the annotation of a GenBank genome assembly. Lineage: Eukaryota; Fungi; Basidiomycota; Agaricomycetes; Polyporales; Cerrenaceae.
UACUUAGUGGUAGCCAACGGCUACUGUCCAAACACGCACUCACUGCUCAGCAGCCUCAUGUCUUGCAACGUCUGCUCGAAGAAUGGAACAUUUACUUGUUCGGUGUGCAAGAUAACGCGGUACUGCUCGCACGAAUGUCAAAGAGCUGACUGGAUGAACCAUAAGAUUGAAUGCAAAGAAAACCUGGUCAACGUGAUAAACGUGAUGGCGAACCUCAGACAGCCUACAGGCCGUGGGACCGGAUCUGCCACAGAAUGCAGCGGCUGCAGUCGGCGAUUCGACGCCAGCGAUUCACGUCAGGGCCAGGUCUGCAAGGACUGUGGUUAUCGAGCAUGCGAAAGUUGCUCUGUACAUCAUUCUCGGGGUACUUGUCGGUGUUACAAGGCUAAUUUCGGUCAACCGUAUUGCACCAUGGAACCGCGAACGUACCAGGGGAGCAAGAGCUCAAUGUACAGAGGCGACCGACAUCCUAAAGGGGUUUAUCCAGAAGACGCAUAUGAAUCCAAGUCAAGGGUCUGCCAGAAUUGUGGCCAGGCCAAGAAGAUGGUCAAGAAAGAAUACCUGUACCCCGGGUUUGAUUUUUCGAAGAAAUCACCGUCUCGCUUGCCCUUGUUGGGUAUAUGUGUGAUGGUACUUAUCGUCUGGUAUUUCUUUGUAUGAAAGCGUUUGCAAACAUAAUCAUGCAUGAGAACACUGAACCUGCUUAUUUACUCAUUAUGUGGGUACAUGGUCAGAUAAUGCUGAAUAUGAGACAUGAACAUAAUUU